AAAACACUAUACAACAACCCGCAGACUGUACCAGACAAUCAGCUUUUAUUAGCAAAAGGGCUGUUAGAUAUCUACGGACAGAAAAGAACGGCUACUAGGAGUGGUGAUUUCUUGAUGGCCGACUGCAAACUAACAGCUAGACCCAAGAACAGUGGGGAGUAUUGUAAGAAGAAACGCGAGGUUGGAAAGGUAAAAUCAUCGUCGCAGGCUAUGCGAUGUAGUGGAGGACUUUGCCUAAAACGUAAGUUUCUUAAAAGAGAACGCAGGACUACCUACUGUGCGUGUGAACCCGGAGAAACCCUCUGCGUUGAGUGUUACGUACUACAUAGAAUCUCAAAAAUGUAAAAAAAAUCAAUCAAAAUUCGACUUCAAAGUGCGAAACGGAAAUGGUUCUCUACGCGCACUAUUACGCUGUAUUUCAAAUCCGUCUUCUCUAGCACGUUCGGAAUGUAUAUGAG
This is a messenger RNA of Sphaeroforma arctica JP610, 458 nucleotides long. RefSeq lists its product as hypothetical. The annotation marks the transcript as partial. The transcript has a single exon. Lineage: Eukaryota; Ichthyosporea; Ichthyophonida. The record is from RefSeq and is a predicted model, not a curated record.